This is a messenger RNA of Danaus plexippus (monarch butterfly), 1553 nucleotides long. It is a transcript of the gene Tmhs, whose product is annotated as LHFPL tetraspan subfamily member 3 protein. Lineage: Eukaryota; Metazoa; Arthropoda; Insecta; Lepidoptera; Nymphalidae. Gene Ontology annotation, cellular component: plasma membrane. Gene Ontology annotation, biological process: sensory perception of sound. The transcript has 3 exons. The record is from RefSeq and is a predicted model, not a curated record. The coding region runs from base 161 to 991 and encodes 276 amino acids.
UUGAAUGGCGCGGGAGAGGUUGAGUGACUUGUGUUCGGUAUUCACUUUCAGUUCGUUGUUGUAUCUCGCACACCAGUUACUGUCUUACGUCUAUGUUGUGCUUAAUAGAAGAUAACUUAGAACAGUUUCAAUAAAAAAUGUGCUUAUAAUUAACAACAAAAUGGGUUCGAAAAUCGAAUACGUGGAUUCGUCACAUUUAUACGCUACGAAUUAUGUGCGUAAUUCGAAAGCUAUCGGAGUGCUUUGGGCUAUAUUCACAAUUUGUUACGCGAUUAUAAGCGUUGUGGCAUUCGUGACACCGGAAUGGAUUGGCGAUUUGGAAACAGAGUAUCCGAGGAAAUUUGGUUUGUGGCAGAUUUGUAGAACGGACGAUGCCGUUGAGGAUUGUAAAGGGAGAUUGGACGAUUUUACUUCGAUAAAUGGUUUUGUGUUCAAAAUAGCUACGGUGUUAGUAGGCGCGGCGGUCGCUCUGGCCUUGUUUACUAUAUGUGCCAUGCUUUUAUUCUUCUUCUGUCGAUCAACAACUGUAUUUCACAUCUGCGGAUGGUUGCAGCUUAUAUCCGCGUUAUGUAUGAUCGCGGGCGUGGGCGUGUAUCCGCUGGGCUGGGAGGAGGCGGUGGUUCAGGAGACGUGCGGACCCUCGGCCCAGUACUCCCUGGGAGGGUGUCACAUCCGCUGGGCGAGCUUGCUGGCCGCGCUGGCCGCACUCGACGGCCUGGUGCUGGCCGCGCUGGCGUUCGUGUUGGCCACGAGGCAUGUGGCACUCACCGCCUACCCUCACAACUCCAUGUACAAAGGUGAAGUGAACAACGCAUACGUCACAGACGCGACUUCCGUGUCCGGUUCCCGCAAGUCCCUCGCCCUCCAGCCCGUACUGUUGAUGCACCCUCACGCUCCCAUGGACAUGGACACGUACUCACACUACUCAGGACGAACAGCUCGCUCCAAGCAUGGAUUAUACGCUAAUACUAUGCACAACUAUCAGCUAUGAUGAACAGUUUAUACUAAAGAUCGCUAGAGGGCGCUUUUUAUGUAACAUAAGUGUCAAUAUAUCCCCGGUAGAUGGCAAUGUACUAUAUGAGUUCAAUUUCCAUUACAACGUCCGACAGUGUCCGCUAGAUGGCAGCCUUUAUAAGAAAUAUAACAACAAAGUUUGUCAUCUUUCGCUAGAUGCCGCCACCUCUCGCUAAAUGUGCAAAUAUUAAAUUUAAACUUACUCACAUAUUUAACAAUAUUGUACAUUUUUUUGUAUAGACAUAAAAUAUUUUCUAACAUAUUCGAAUUUAAUGUCAUGUUAUUGUUAGUCGAUAAGAAACUAUAUAUAUGGGAAUACAAUAUAUGCUGUACUUUGGUAAGUUUCACUGAUAAAUAUACUUAACGAGUGUAAAAUAACAAAUAUGAAUUUAAUAUGUAUUGUAAAUAUAAUAAAAUGAUUGUAAGUAUAGAAGUAGUCUAGGCUAGUGAACGGGUUGUACAACGACGGAACUUGUGCCUUGAACUUGUAAUCUCGAUAUUGAUACUGAAUAAUUUAAAUAAAAUUACUUCCUUUGUGA